Messenger RNA from Cebus imitator (Panamanian white-faced capuchin), 3603 nucleotides. RefSeq names its product olfactory receptor 13C9. The coding region runs from base 2378 to 3334 and encodes 318 amino acids. Gene Ontology annotation, biological process: G protein-coupled receptor signaling pathway. Gene Ontology annotation, cellular component: membrane. Gene Ontology annotation, molecular function: G protein-coupled receptor activity; olfactory receptor activity. The record is from RefSeq and is a predicted model, not a curated record. The transcript has 3 exons. Lineage: Eukaryota; Metazoa; Chordata; Mammalia; Primates; Cebidae.
UUUAUUUUUAUAAAGAUGUAUCUAAUUUAAAAUAUCAUGGAGAUUCAGAACUAUGCCAGUCAUCCUCACUAUGACUCUCAAGUUACUUAACAUUUUUGAGUCUAAGCUAGCUAAGCUACUCGUUUCAGCCAGGAAAAUUGGGGGAAAGCUAUAACUGUUUGGUAGUUUAUUGUGAAAAUUAACUUAGAUAACGUCUAUUAGGUUACAGGUAUAGUAAGUAGUUCUAACAUGUCAUCUAAAAUUAUAUAUAAGAGAUAUGAUAGAAUCAAAAUAGCAUUAAGUAUAUAUUUAUAUGUUCAUAUAUAUUAUAAAUUAUAGCUUUUAAGCCUACUUGACUGGGUCAGAAGGAAAAAAUUGUUGUUUUUUAAAUUUUGGGGCAAGGGAAUUGAAAUCUGGGAGCAUAAUUGAUGGAACAAGAACAAUUUUCUGAUCCAAAGGGGACAUCUAACCAGUUAAGAGUCUGGGAGUCACUGGUAUGUAGUUCCCAGGAACUAAGGUUAUUGGACUGCUAGUAUGUACAACUUCCUUUAGGGCCUAGAAUUCACCCUUUAAUAUUAGUCACCAAGUAUUACCUUUCCUCUUCACUUUUGUAAUUUUCCAGUUGGUCUAAAUUCUCUAUUCCUUUUUCUCUACCUUUUAGAUGCACAUUUAUGCUUUUGCAGGCAAGUUCAUAUCAUUUACAAGUACUUAUGAAUAUAUACUUUUCUUUCAAUUUCUGUAUUUAAUGUAUUGGAACACAUCCCCAGGUCUUCCAUACUAUUUUAAAUUUUGGCCAGGAAGUUUCCAUGUGUGACAGAACUGACAAUGGCUACUUUUUACUGAGCACUUUUUUGUAAGCACAUUUCACUGCUGUAAGCUCACUGAAUGUAUUAAUCACUUAAUCUUUAGUGGAACUCAGUGACCUAGAUAACAUAUUUAACUCCCAUUUUUUAGAGAGGAAACAGAGACAAAGAAAAGUUUAAGUAACUUUUACAAGGUCACAGAGAUAAUAUAUCCCAAUGCCAAAAUCCAAUAUCCAGUUGCCUGGCUCCAGAGUCAACCCUUUUACCCACUAGACCACACUACUCCUCACAGAUUCUUGCACUGAUUCAAAGCGAGAGACAACAAAAAUGUUUCGUGCUGUGUUAAGCUGAUCGAGCUAACAUCUUGCUUGUUUUAUUUCUGCUCAUACAUGAUAUGCUAGUAAACUCUGAAGGUUGGAUCACAGCAUUUUAUUUCUUGUAACCUUUGGAAUGUGGUCUUUUUGGUUGUCUACACGUAGCAGGCAAUUUCACAAUCAUGAGAAUUAGCAUAAUCAAGAAUAAUGACAUGAGAAUUCUAUCACAUUUGCUUCUACCAACCACAUACCUGGAAUCCUCUAGCUUUUGUUUUUACUCUGCAAAUCAAUAUGCAUUUCAGGAUCUUUAGUUUUCCUAACACAUGGCUUUUCUACCUUUUCCGUCCCCACUCAUCUUUUGCUAGUUCUGCCUACUUAUAACUUUAGCGCCAUGUCAUUAAAAACUCAGCUAUCCUGCAGUUGCUUCAUAUUCUGUUAAGUGCCCCACAUAAGCACUGAUUUACUAUAUAAAGGUACUUUGUAUACUAUGUGUAUAACUUUGUUGUACUAUUUCUAUCAUAGCUAGAGUUCCCUGGGUUUUGGUGGUGAAUAAAAUAUUUCUUGCUGAUCAUAUCCUUGCCCCCAAACCACACAUUUUCUCUGGCCUUUCUGUAUCCAAAGAGCUUGAAGUCAUGGAUGAGGGGCUUAUUUCUUGCCUGGUAAUAGACAACAGCAUUCCUAUCUUCCUAUAAGGACAAGACAUGAAAGUUAUUUCCUUUUCAUUCCUUUUCCAUAUCAUUUCUCUUCCUCUUAAAGAAUAUCAUCUGAACAGUGAUUUUGUAAGGUUGAAAACAGAGAUGAUGGUACCACAGUCUUAAUAUAUUAGAAAAUAUUUCCUUCUUCCACAUGUCUGUUCCUGUUUCUAGUCACAUUGGCACAUGGACUUAUUUCCACAAAGAAAUCAGCUAAGGCAGCAGUUUUAAUUUGUUGGAAGAUAGUUGCUGUGAAGGGAGAGAAGGAGAAAAGAAGGAAAAGGAGCCAAUUUUUACUGUUAAAGAAAGUAUACUAAACUUAAUAUUUCUAUCCUGGAGAGAGACUGGUGAGGAGAAAGGGGUGAAGAAGAAAUGACUGUCAUUUUUUCUGUUCAAACAAGGUCCCAGAUAAUUUAACCUGUGCCAUUAUGGCUUCCAAGCAGUGACCCCCUUCUUCAGAAAUCCAUCAGCUUCACAGAAAAUUUUGCUGGACAGCCUAAAAGUAGAAGAUCAAGGCAAACUAUUCUGCUGUGCAUUGCAACCUAGGAAAUGAGCCAACAUUCCAUUUAGAGGUAAAAGAGACAGUAAAAUGAAAUGGGAAAACCAAACCAUUCUGGUGGAAUUUUUUCUGAAGGGACUUUCUGGUUACCCGAGGCUUGAGUUACUCUUUUUUGUGCUCAUCUUCAUAAUGUAUGCGGUCAUCCUUCUGGGCAAUGCUACUCUCAUUUUAAUCAACAUCUUGGACCCUCACCUUCACACCCCUAUGUACUUCUUUCUGGGGAACCUUUCCUUCUUGGACAUCUGCUACACCACCACCUCUAUUCCCUCCACGCUGGGGAGCUUCCUUUCAGAAAGAAAGACCAUUUCCUUUUCUGGCUGUGCAGUGCAGAUGUUCCUUGGCUUGGCCAUGGGGACAACAGAGUGUGUGCUCCUGGGCGUGAUGGCCUUUGACUGCUAUGUGGCUAUCUGCAACCCUCUGAGAUAUCCCAUCAUCAUGAGCAAGGAUGCCUAUGUAUCCAUGGCAGCUGGGUCCUGGAUCAUAGGAGCUGUCAACUCGGCAGUACAAACAGUGUUUGUGGUACAGUUGCCUUUCUGCAGGAAUAACAUCAUCAAUCAUUUCUCCUGUGAAAUUCUAGCUGUCAUGAAACUGGCCUGUGCUGACAUCUCAGGCAAUGAGUUCAUCAUGCUCGUGGCCACAAUAUUGUUCACAUUGAUGCCACUGCUCUUGAUUGUUAUCUCUUACUCAUUAAUCAUUUCUAGCAUCCUCGAGAUUCGCUCCUCUGAGGGGAGAAGGAAAGCUUUCUCCACCUGCUCAGCUCAUCUGACUGUGGUCAUAAUAUUCUAUGGGACCAUCCUGUUCAUGUACAUGAAGCCCAAGUCUAAAGGGACACUUAAUUCAGAUGACUUGGAUGCUACUGACAAAAUUAUAUCCAUGUUCUAUGGGGUGAUGGCUCCCAUGAUGAAUCCUUUAAUCUACAGUCUUAGAAACAAGGAUGUGAAGGAGGCAGUAAAACACCUACUGAACAGAAGGUUCUUUAGCAAGUGAGUGCAAAAUGUACUGGAGUAUGAACACAUUUGAUAUUGUUGAAACUGCGGAAUUACAGAAUUUUGGAUACUUUUACUGUUUUUUUGCAUUUUCAUAUAUUAUGUUAAAAUAAUGAGAUAUAGCACAAAAUUAUUGUAUGUUCAUUGUAGAGAAUUUUCAAGAUACAGGGCAAUAGGAUGAAGAAGACAGAGGGGUUACCUAUUAUUCUACUAGUGGAAAAUGGCCCCUUUUCAACAUUUUCAACAGGAUCUUUCAUAUCAUGUUUUUUU